Messenger RNA from Juglans regia (Persian walnut), 2710 nucleotides. Its product is annotated as J domain-containing protein required for chloroplast accumulation response 1-like. The transcript has 9 exons. Gene Ontology annotation, biological process: clathrin coat disassembly; clathrin-dependent endocytosis. Lineage: Eukaryota; Viridiplantae; Streptophyta; Magnoliopsida; Fagales; Juglandaceae. Gene Ontology annotation, molecular function: clathrin binding. Gene Ontology annotation, cellular component: vesicle; cytoplasm; intracellular membrane-bounded organelle. The record is from RefSeq and is a predicted model, not a curated record. Bases 271 to 2493 code for a protein of 740 amino acids.
UGGCUUCAAAUUCCACUAGCCCCCCCCUCCUCCGUCGUCUUCUGCAAUAUUUUCCUCCUUGUCACUUUCCUGAGAAAACAAGCCUUGGAAACUCGAGGCUCAAUACCUCGAAGCUUUAUGCAGCACAUUCAAGAAUGCAUACCCUCUCGUAGAUCACGGCCAACACAUCCGCACAGAGAAAUUCCCGCCAACUAUUUGUUUGAAUUAUCUUUGAGUUAAUAACUUACGUUUCUGUGAAACGCUGGUCCGGUUGAUUUUGAUUGAAGAAAAAUGGAUAGAUUUUCGUAUAGAGAAAGUGUUCUGUUAGGGUAUAGUACUAGUCGUCGAGGAUCUUUCACGAACUCCAGCUCUUCACCCAAGACACCUAGCGGAGACUCCGAUUUUGAUUUCCACGAUGUCUUCGGCGGGCCACCGAAGCGGUUGUCGAUGCAAGAGAAGCGGCCCAGUUUCAACGAAGCCACGGGUUUCUAUGGACGUAAGAGCGAUGAUGAAGCAGCACUUCCAUGUCGUAUAGGUGAGUUGGCGGUGUUUGGGGAGGAAAAUGCGAAUCGAAGGCGGGACCUAAGCAAUGAUUUCUUCGAUGACAUUUUUCGAGGCGAUGAAUCUUCGAAUUCUACUCCGAGGAAGCUGGAUAAGGACCCUUUUACUUCAUCUCCAGGUUCGCGAAUUCUAAGCCCUGCCCGACCCCUGCCACCCAAAGCUGACCCCUUUGGGAUCAGUUCAUCAAUCGCUCCACAAUUAAGCCUACCUGCCAAAUUGACCAGAGGGACGGAUUUGCUGGUAUUUGGUUCCACCCGUCAUAGUCCAUCUAAAUACAAGGAUGGUCCAUCCAGCAGUGGCAUUGGCUUUUCUUAUUCUUCAACUUCGAAUCUUUCUCGAUUGUCAAGCCAAGCAAUCCAAAGCCAAGAGGAGUUGGGAAAUGAUGUUCAAUCAUCUUAUCAACAAAGCCCUUUGUCUCAGGAGAUCUCUCGUAGCAGAGAGGGGUCGCCGGACUUGAUUAAAUCUGAUAAAAGAGACACGGAAGGCAAUAUUGAAACGGAAUCGGAGGUCCCAAAAGACGGUAGCCAAUUUCACUUCUCAAUUUACAAAUGGGCUAGCAAAGGAGUGCCAUUGACGAUGCCUUUUAGAGGAGGGAGGAGCUCAAGAUUAAAAGAAUCUGCAAAGAUUGAGAGGUGCUCAAGCUCGAAUGGAUGGUUGGGAAGUAGAAGAAGGGCGAGGGAAACACCUGAAAACUCGCUUAGGAUGGAAUGCAACAAACUAGAAAAUUACUCCGUUCCCGAUGCAAGCACUCAAGAUAGAGUAAAACCAUGCCAAAAUGUUGAAGAAGCAAUUCUUCACACACCUGAAUCAGAAAGCUUGAGCAGCGUUCAAAAGGUUGUUGAGGAAGUUCCUGGUAAUACCAUCUUUCACGAUGUUAUAAGAGAAGUAAAACCUCAAUCUCUCCCAACGAUAGAUUUGCAUGAUAAUGCCGAGAAAGAAAAUACUGUGCUUACAAAAAAAGUUCACAAGCCUGCAGGGAAACCCCUUCGUUCUCUUUUGUCUGAAAAGGAUCAUGAACAAGACAAUGAUGGAAUCAGGGAAAAGGGUGAAGGAAAGGAAAGCACAGAUGAAAGCACAAAAACCCCAUUUUCUGUUGUUGAUGUAAGUGAAAAUGCAAAGAAACAAGAUGGAAAAGAAACAACCCAGAAUGAUGUAGAAGCUGAUAAAGCUACUUUCCAAGAUUCAUCCGUGCGCUCAGCUGAUAAGCUUGGGAGGAACAGAGCUAAGGGAAGGGUCAAAGAAUUCGUUAAAAUUUUCAACCAAGAAGCUUCUCAAAAACCCAAAGGCAAUAGCCCUAAAUUGUGGAAGAGAGACAAUUACAUAGUAGUGGACGAAUUUAACAUUAGUGCAACUGGAGUAGAAGAGAAAACUCCCAGGGCCAGUGUAAUCAUAAGAGUCCCAGAGACUUUUGCCACGGCAGAUGAAUACCUGAAACAGUCGGAGAAAGAACAUUCUGCCAUCAAGACUUCCAACUAUAUACUUAGUGAUACUUUGUCAGGACAAAAGGAUUACUCAUCAAGAACUGCAUCGACUCUUAAUGGCUCGAAGGCUACAGUUGAAGAUACAGACGAGUCCUUUGAAGGGAACUUCCUUAUAAAGCAGGUACCCCAAGGCGAGAAUGAACUGCUACAAAGUGGCGAUGAAGACAAAGAAAUCCAAGCUAUUGAUGCAAAAAUACGACAGUGGUCUAAUGGAAAGACACGAAAUAUUCGCUCAUUGCUAUCAACAUUACAAUAUGUUCUUUGGCCAGAAAGUGGGUGGAAGACUGUACCUCUUGUUGAUAUCAUUGAAGGGACUUCAGUGAAAAGAGCGUAUCAAAAAGCUCUACUCUGCCUACAUCCAGAUAAGUUACAGCAGAAGGGUGCUGCUUCUCAUCAAAAAUACAUUGCAGAAAAGGUUCUUGAGAUUUUGCAGGAGGCAUGGACUCAUUUCAACUCGCUUGGAUCAUUGUGACUUCAAUCCUCUUUGUCAAUACAUUCAGUCAGUCAGUCCACUAUCCAAGAGGACACAGACGAGGUGCUCAGAAACAAAAUGCAUGUACACAUGAAUAAAUCUUCAACUGUAAUUAAUAAAUUCCAUUUUGGGUUGUGCAUAUAUAGCUAAUGUAAAUUGAUUCCAUGAGGCAUUUGAAAUAUCAUGUUGGUAUACCAAAAAAUUCAUUUUCUUAUUC